Molecule: messenger RNA, 567 nt
Organism: Teleopsis dalmanni
Lineage: Eukaryota; Metazoa; Arthropoda; Insecta; Diptera; Diopsidae
Product: odorant receptor 42a-like
Exons: 3
Coding region: 1-567 (188 amino acids)
Biological process (GO): sensory perception of smell; detection of chemical stimulus involved in sensory perception of smell
Cellular component (GO): plasma membrane
Molecular function (GO): olfactory receptor activity; odorant binding
Source: RefSeq, a predicted model, not a curated record
AUGUAUCCACAAUGUUAUGUGGCUUUAAUAAUUGGACAUGUACGUGCAUUGGCUGAAAGAAUAAAGAGAAUCGGCGUCAACCCUAAGGCCAGUGGUGAUGAUAAUCUGGAGGAAUUAUUGGCAUGCAUUCAAGAUCAUAAAGAUAUAUUAAGUUAUUUGGACUGCAUUCGUCCUGUAAUAUCCCGGACACUUUUGCAACAAUUCAUAGUUACAGGCUUUGUACUGUGUCUAACCGGCAUUAGCUUAACAGUGUUCGCACGUGAUGCUGCACAGAUACUUUUCACAGGCACCUAUCUGAUUGCAGUAUUAGUUGAAACCUUUCCGUGUUGCUGGUUUGUGAAUCUGCUGGUCCAGGAAAGCGAUUAUUUGACGACAGCCAUGUACAGCUGCAAUUGGUACACACAAAAUCAGAAAUUUCGCAAAACUCUAAUUAUUUUCAUGCAACGUUCACAGAAGUCAAAUGUGAUUAUGGCUGGUAAUUUGGCACCAAUAACUUUGCAGACAUUUUUGGCGGUUAUAAGAUUUUCGUUUUCUAUGUUCACUAUUUUAAGCAAAGCAAACAUUUGA